AUAGGUGUAUGUAGUUGGUAAAAUUUCCUCUUGUUAGGCGAAAGGCGUGCUCUGUAAGCUCUCGUGUGUGAUUCUCUUCUGUUCGUUUUCUACAUAGUUUUGAACUUUUGGCUGGAAUCUAAAUAUUCCAGCCAUACCUUAAAGCAAUUUCCAGUCUUCGAACCCCGCAGCUGGUCGAGUACGUCGCCUUCCAACCAUAUCUUCUUUAAUAUUCUUCGUCGAAAGUAGCACCUCCGAAGAUAAAAAUGAAUCGAGGAGCUUUCUACGGCGUCAUUGCGUCGCUGCUGUGGUUCCGACUACAAUUUCCGAUCUGGCUCAUCUUGUUGAUAUUGCUAGCACUCUAUGCCAUCAUGGGUGGAUACAGCUAUCUAAGUGUGGUAGCUCGAACUAUCAAACGUGAUGUAACUGGCUUGUCAAGAUACCUUCAAGUUUUGUUGAGAGUGCGAAGUUUCCAAAAGAAAAAUUGGACUGUCCCAACAGUCUUUGAAUCUUAUGUUAAAGCUCACCCCAAUAAAAUAGCUUUCAUUUUUGAAGGAAGAGAGUGGACAUUUAAAGAGAUUGAUGAUUUCAGCAACAGAGUUGCUCAUGUUUUCGAGGAUGCUGGUUUCCUACCAGGUGACACUGUAGCUCUGUUGUUGGAUAACAGGCCAGAAUAUGUUGCCAUCUGGAUCGGUCUUGCUAAAGCUGGCCUUGUUACUGCUUUAAUAAACAGUAAUCUUCGGGAUAAGCCUCUAUCACAUUGUAUACAAAUUGCUGAAUGCAAGGCUGUUAUAUACGGAGCUGAUUUCUGUGAAGCUUUUGUUGCUGUCCGUGAUCAGUUGGCUCCCUCAGUCAAACAAUAUGCUUUUGACUUCAAGAAAGAUGCCUCAAUUCCCUUUGGAUCCCUCAAUUUGGACACCUUAAUGGGAGAAGCUUCCACAAGUCCUUUAUCUGGCCCACAACGCGCAAAUUACAACGAUAAAAUGCUCUAUAUUUACACGUCAGGCACAACUGGACUCCCAAAAGCUGCUGUUAUUCGCCAUUCUCGCUUCACGUUCUUCGUAAGCGCAACAUACUUCAUGAGCCCGAUGAUGAGCGACGACAUUGUGUAUGACCCUCUACCUCUAUAUCACACGGCCGGUGGAAUGGUUGGCGCCGGACAAGUCCUUUUGUUCGGCUGUACGGCAGUUUUGCGCAAGAAGUUUUCAGCCUCGGCUUUUUGGAAGGAAGCCAUUCAGCACCAGUGCACGGUUGCCCAGUAUAUCGGAGAGACCUGUCGCUAUCUUCUAGCCGCCGAAGCCCGACCUGAUGACAAAAACCACAAGGUCCGUCUUAUGUUUGGAAAUGGAUUGCGUCCGCAAAUUUGGGAAGAGUUUGUUAACCGUUUUAGCAGUCCAACAAAUCGCGUACAAAUCGCUGAAUUCUACGGAGCCACUGAAGGCAACGCAAAUAUUAUCAAUUUUGAUGGCACUGUUGGCGCUGUUGGUUUUGUGUCAAUGAUUGCUCCGUCUGUCUACCCGGUGGCUUUAAUCAAGGUUACUGAAGAUGGUGAACCAAUUCGUGGCGAAGAUGGUCUUUGUAUUCGCUGCAAACCUCGAGAGCCGGGCAUGUUUGUUGGCAUGAUUCUAAAGAACCAUCCUAUUCGCGAUUUCCAUGGUUAUGCCGACCCCAAUGCCACAAAGAAGAAAGUUGCGGUGGACGUGUUCAAGCGCGGUGAUGCCGCUUUCCUUUCCGGUGACAUUCUCGAAAUGGAUGAAUUAGGCUAUCUUUUCUUCAAGGAUCGAACCGGUGAUACGUUCCGAUGGCGUGGAGAGAAUGUCAGCACUUCUGAAGUGGAGGCAGUAAUCAGCAACGAAGCUGCCUUGAAAGACUGUUGUGUUUACGGAGUCGAGGUCCCGGGUGCUGAAGGUCGUGCAGGCAUGGCAGCCAUUCUGGAUCCAGAGAGGGCUUUGGACUUGAAUGACUUGCAUACCAAAAUGAGCAAAGUCUUGCCGUCGUAUGCCCGACCGCUAUUCAUCCGAAUUGUCAACGUCAUCGACUUAACUGGCACAUACAAGUUGAGAAAAGUCGAUUAUCAAAAAGAAGGAAUCGACGUUAGUAAGAUAAAAGACCAGAUUUACUUCUUUGAAGCUUCUAGCCAAUCUUAUGUGCCCUUUACUAGUGCCCUUCUCGAGCAAUUAAAGUCAGGGAAGAUUCGAGUUUAAAUACAUAAAAGUGAAUUUUUUUAAAUUUUUUAAUGCCAUUUUCACCCAUUUUCUGUCAGAAAUGUUCACGAGCUACAUACUCUUUUCUGUUAUCUUUUUUUUUUAUUAUUAAAACUUUUGUGGAUUCUACAGUUUAUGUUUCCUAGGGGGGAAUGUCCAAACGUCCAUGUAGAAACGGGGAAGGAAAGGGUAAAUAUGGAAAAUUGACCUUUUUUUUAAAAAUUAGUUUCUGAAAUGUUAAAAGUAGUCAAUACUUUGGCAGUUAAAAAUGGGACCAUAGAUUUAUCAAAGAAAAUUGUUUUGAGAUACUUGAAAUAAACUGAAAAUGCUACAAUAUGAUGGUGUUUUUUCAAAUAAGACAAAGUGAAAUACAAAUGAAUCAAC
This is a messenger RNA of Daphnia pulicaria, 2567 nucleotides long. RefSeq names its product long-chain fatty acid transport protein 1-like. NCBI's taxonomy places the organism in Eukaryota, Metazoa, Arthropoda, Branchiopoda, Diplostraca, Daphniidae. Gene Ontology annotation, cellular component: endoplasmic reticulum. The coding region runs from base 246 to 2183 and encodes 645 amino acids. The transcript is spliced from 10 exons. The record is from RefSeq and is a predicted model, not a curated record. Gene Ontology annotation, molecular function: long-chain fatty acid transmembrane transporter activity; long-chain fatty acid-CoA ligase activity. Gene Ontology annotation, biological process: triglyceride homeostasis.